Parascedosporium putredinis is the source of this 870-nucleotide messenger RNA. NCBI's taxonomy places the organism in Eukaryota, Fungi, Ascomycota, Sordariomycetes, Microascales, Microascaceae. The record is from the annotation of a GenBank genome assembly.
AUGCUCGGCCGAGGAGCCCGAGACGCAAGUGAUCCCCUACAUCGACCAAGGCGUCAGAGCCUUCUCCACGCCCGGUCCCGACGAGAUCUCUCGAUUCAAUAUGCUCGCGAGCGAACACAGCGUCGGCCCAGCCACACCUUCCUUGACAUCGAAGAGCGAAAGCGAGGGCGACAACGAGUCGAUCGACAACACCAUUGUCCUGCCGUCUACCAAGCACAGCGUGCAAAGAUUACCCUGACCGCGCCCUCUGAGGACGGCAACGACAUCCGGUCCAUCAAGGACAUGUCGGGCGCGGACGGCCCCGCGCAAGCCAAGAAGCGGAACAAGAACCACCCGACUAAGCGGUACAAUAGGCGCGCGAAGAAGACGGAGAUUAAGCAGAGGAAGAAGGCGGAGCGGGCGGCCGAGGGAGUCGAGUCGCGGAAGAAUCAGUUCUUGGACCCUUCUGAUGCCCUUCGAGUUGCGCCUAAAAGAAGAGCUACCACGCCUGAGGUCGCCAGUGACGAUGCAUCAUCCUCAGAGCAGAUGAUUUCCACAGACAAGCACUCAAAGUCGCCUUCCGGCCACAUUGCCGAAGCCGAUGCCAAGUUCAAGGCUUCCGGGGCGAACAUUGAGAGCAAGAAGCCCGCGCCCAUGACCCAGGACGAUCGCGGCUCGCUGCCAAAGAAGAGCAGCCUUCGCAAUGUGCUCUCCUUUCGCUUCCGCCACUCUCCCACUGCGACUGAAAAUUCCUCUGAGCAGGAUGGCGUUCGCCUCAAGUCAGCUCCUGUUGCUAUUGAAAUGCAGACGCUCGCGCCUGCUAGCCGAGCCACAGCUUCCUCGAUCAAGAAAGUUCCAAACGCUGAGCCUGCCAAGAAGGCUAACAUUUGA